Messenger RNA from Globicephala melas (long-finned pilot whale), 2841 nucleotides. RefSeq names its product enolase 1 (gene ENO1). The record is from RefSeq and is a predicted model, not a curated record. Gene Ontology annotation, molecular function: magnesium ion binding; phosphopyruvate hydratase activity. Lineage: Eukaryota; Metazoa; Chordata; Mammalia; Artiodactyla; Delphinidae. Gene Ontology annotation, cellular component: phosphopyruvate hydratase complex. Gene Ontology annotation, biological process: glycolytic process.
GGCUUUUCUGUUCAUGGAGAGCUUAUUCUGAGAGCUAAAGAAGCCGGUUGGAUUCCCUGUCGUGCAUGCGAAUAACUUCGCCUUUCCUAACCCACCCUCUGCCUGUCCAUGUGUCCAUGGCUAACAGCGCAUGGAAUUGGAUCUGAGGGACGGGAGGCUCUUAGAGCCUUGAUGUUUCCCCACAACCAUCUUGACCUUCGGGGAGUUAAGAUCCAGAUUUUAAGAGCGGCUCUCAGGGGCGUUGAAUGUAGUAUCUGUGGCGACUGACGCAUUUUUCGUGAACUGUGGAAUUAUUUACUGUGUUUUUAAACAGCAGAACUUCCGUUAUUAAAUUCCUACCUGGAGCCUCAAUGUGUCAAACAGAUAAAAGCGGAGCUGCUGUAGGUGAAGUGGGUCUGGGGAUCCCACAGCCCAGCCUACUCUGCAGCUUGGUCUCGUUGAUCCUCCGUCCAGCCCCGCUCUCCGUAGCCGUGGCCCUUUCUCGGGUCCAAACCCAGCCUCGGUCUGUGUGUCCUCCUUGGUAGGGCCCCUCUCCCGGCUCCACCCUGCACGCAGGUGGCAAGCGGCUCCUCUGCCGAUCCUCUCCCCAGCUUGCCUGCUGUGGCCUGGCCCACAUGGCUGGCUGUAAUCGUCCCCAGGCGGAGGUUUUCAGCACUGCCCUGCCGCGCACACCUUCGUCCCGGCCUCCUGGGGCCCUCCACACGCCACUGUUCUUUGUGCCUCAGCGCCCUCACCUGGCCUGACAGUGAGCAGGGCUUUCCGGGACAUUUUUCUUUACCUGGGGGAGACAGACUUCAGUCUAACUCUUGGUGAGGGUUGGCCUCAAGCCAUCUGCUGGGGUGGCUUCUAACUUUACCCAAAGAUGCCUUGUCACGAAAGCCAAAGAUGCCAAAUUGUUAACGUGGCAUGAUGGACUUACAGAUUCUGGUUUUCUUUCAUAUUUUAGCUUUUAUAUAAGAAACAUUAUAAAUAAUAUGCUGGUAUCAUUCACUUACGGAGUUUUUAAAGUAAUGCCGACUUUUAUUACAUUACUUUGAGCCAGUUUUUAAGGCACUAGUUUUAUUUAUACUUUCGCCAAAAACAGUCAUUUUCAUCAGUCGUCAGACAUCAUGCUAAAUGAUGGUGGACUGCAUGCAAAACUCGUAUCUCCCAUCAGAUGAUGGAGUUUGCUGUCACUGAGGGCAGCCGAGUGACGGCAGAAACUGACUUUGAUGGUAAAGAACAAUGAAUUCUGUUAUUUGCUGCCCCAAAAGUCACACUGCUUUGGAGUAAUUCCUUCUUUAGCAUGAACCAGACAAUUCUGCCUCGUGUGUAACGUGACCUCGGACUCCCUCGGUAGACUCCCCUUCACGACAUGAGGACCAUGCAUUGUCGGAUCCCUCGUGCUUGGAGAAGUGCCUGAUGCUCUUAAAAAACUGAGCGUCGUGGAGCAGCAGAAGAUCGACAAGCUGAUGAUAGAGAUGGAUGGCACGGAAAAUAAAUCCAAGUUCGGUGCGAACGCCAUCCUGGGCGUGUCCCUGGCUGUGUGCAAGGCUGGCGCCGCUGAGAAGGGGGUGCCCCUGUACCGCCACAUUGCCGACUUGGCUGGCAAUGCCGAGGUCAUCCUGCCAGUUCCGGCUUUCAACGUCAUCAAUGGGGGCUCUCACGCUGGCAACAAGCUGGCCAUGCAGGAGUUCAUGAUCCUCCCCGUCGGGGCCGAAAACUUCCGGGAGGCCAUGCGCAUUGGAGCGGAGGUAUACCACAACCUGAAGAAUGUGAUCAAGGAGAAAUACGGGAAAGACGCCACCAACGUGGGAGACGAAGGCGGGUUUGCUCCCAACAUCCUGGAGAACAAAGAAGCCCUGGAGCUGCUGAAGAACGCCAUCGGGAAGGCGGGCUACACCGAUAAGGUCGUCGUUGGCAUGGAUGUGGCCGCCUCUGAGUUCUUCAGGUCAGGCAAGUAUGACCUGGACUUCAAGUCACCCGAUGACCCCAGCAGGUACAUCACACCCGACGAGCUGGCCAACCUGUACAAGUCCUUCAUCAGGGACUACCCAGUGGUGUCCAUCGAGGACCCCUUCGACCAGGAUGACUGGGAAGCUUGGCAGAAGUUCACUGCCAGCGCGGGAAUCCAGGUGGUGGGGGACGACCUCACCGUGACCAACCCCAAGCGGAUUUCCAAGGCUGUGAGCGAGAAGUCGUGCAACUGCCUCCUGCUCAAAGUGAACCAGAUCGGCUCCGUGACUGAGUCCCUGCAGGCGUGCAAGCUGGCCCAGUCCAAUGGGUGGGGCGUCAUGGUGUCGCAUCGCUCCGGGGAGACUGAAGACACCUUCAUCGCCGACCUGGUGGUGGGACUGUGCACUGGGCAGAUCAAGACUGGUGCACCAUGCCGAUCCGAGCGCUUGGCCAAGUACAAUCAGAUCCUCAGAAUUGAAGAGGAACUGGGCAGCAAGGCCAAGUUUGCCGGCAGGAACUUCAGAAACCCCCUCGCCAAGUAAGCUGUGGGCGGGUGAGCCCUGUGGUCACUCGUCGGCUAAUUAGACCUGCUCCUGAUGUCACCUGGGCAGCUCAAGGCCCCCGCCGAUGCUCUGAGGGGCCUCUGAUAGUUAACUGCCCUCUCCCCUUCCUGUGACAUUCUCACUGCUGCUUUAGACCCGCUGCAGAAGCCGAGCUUGACCACCUGGAACCCUGCUGGAAACCCUAGCUCUCUAACUAUAUAAUUGGCCCAAAUCAUUGUUUUUCUCACCUCGCUUCCACCAAGUGUCUGGAGCCAUGUGUGUCUGCAUUGUAAUCUCCGAGGUGUCCACAGGCAAGAUCCCCGGUGGUUUUGUGUGCAAAAUAAAAAGGCCUCAGUGACCCAUA